Molecule: messenger RNA, 813 nt
Organism: Acomys russatus (golden spiny mouse)
Lineage: Eukaryota; Metazoa; Chordata; Mammalia; Rodentia; Muridae
Product: odorant-binding protein 1a-like
Exons: 8
Coding region: 1-813 (270 amino acids)
Molecular function (GO): odorant binding; small molecule binding
Source: RefSeq, a predicted model, not a curated record
AUGUUAAAGUUUCUGCUGCUCGCUUUGGUAUUUGGUUUCGCUCAGGCAAAGCUUGAAGGAACUUGGUAUACCAUUGCCAUCGCUGCUGAUAAUGUAGAGAAGAUAGAGAAAGAAGGAGAGAUGAGACUCUACGAUCGGGAAAUUACUUGUGAAGAGGACUGUAAAAAAAUGAAAGUCAAAUUUUUUGUCAAACAAAAUGGACAGUGUACUGAGACCACAGUUGUGGGGGAGAUGCAAGAAGAUGGUGAGACCUACCAAGCCCAGUUUUCAGGAAAUAAUUAUUUUAAACCCGUGAAGCAUACAGAAGAGCAUGUAGUCUUUACCGUUCAGAAUAUCGAUAAGGAGAAGAAGGAAACAAAACUGAUUUUUGUUCUUGGUAAGAAUGAAAAGUUGACUCCUGAAGAAAUGGAAAAACUUGUUGACUUUGCUAAGGAAAAAGGCAUUCCACCUGAAAACAUUCGAGAAAUUGUGAAAACAGAUAGAAAGAUGUUGGUCCCUGAACUGACAGUGAGCAGGAGAAUAUCUACUACUGAACAUCAGAGUCUUCUUAAAAUGAUUGCACUUAAAGAAGCACCUUGCAAAGGAUACUCAGGAUGGGUUAAUGUAAACCCACCUUUAUCCAAGGCAGCAUUCUUCACACUUGAAGAUCCUGGUGGUGGACAUAAGCCUGACAGAGAUAACACCAGAACCUCUCGUUUUGAUGUGGUCAUUCCCUUAGCUGGGAUGGGAUUAGCCAUUUUGGUGACAGACUUAGAACUGCAGCAUUCUUCUUUGCUUACCAUUCUCAUCAACUGCAAAAGCCAGAAUCUGUGA